AUAAUGAGAUCGGCGUUAUCCGCCCCCAGCCAUGGCAACACCCUGCCUGAACCCUGACAACUUGACACCAGAUUCUGAGGAAAAUUGGAAAUUUUAGUUACAUCUGCGGCUGAAAAAUAUUCCUGCAGGAGUUGUGUGCACUAUUAUGGAUUUUGGGUGGUGCGCUGCACAUGAGCAGGAAGGCACCUGUGCUACUGUUGAGUACUUCAUUAAUGCACCUGUCAGUAAGGAAACAGUCUCCUUUGAAGUUCAGGUACAGCCAGUAUUUGCCGUUACGUACCUCUGAAUGACUUGAGUUCUGUCACUCGCCAGGAUUUAACAGUUGUUGUUGGACUGUUCAAAUAUACCUUCGAGUCUUAUAGCUAUGAAGACAUGUGAAUCAUAUUUUAUUUCUGCAGUUGAGUCUCAGUUGAAAUAUGACACUGAGAAUAUGACUGAUACACAAUCUUCCACUGAGCUCCCAAUAAGCUCAUGUGCUGACAAUUUUUUAUGGAAAACCCCCAACUGUGUACCUGAGAUUGAAGAUGGUAAUCUGAAUCAAGUGAACAAUAAUGGAAGACCCCCAGUAAUCUGUGCUAAUCAACCUCAUAAUAGACCUGCCAACCAAACUAUAGUCUUAGACACAGAUAAAACUGGCAAGAAAGAAACCAAAAUGAGCAACUGUACCAGUAUUAAAGAUGAAGAAAAUACAUCUGACGACAUAGAAGAUCUGCUUUCUAUGAAAGUAUCAAAGGAUUACAUUAAUUGUGUAUGGACAAAUGAACCCCAAAGUAGUAACACAUCUAAUGUACAAAGGCCUCCUGAAAAACUAGUCAUUCCAGAUGCAACUGCAUCAUCAGAAGAUGCUGAUUCUAGUGUACCUCCAGCUAAACACCAAUCAAAAAUACCAGAUAAGAAAGUUAAUUCCAAGACUUUGAAAAAGAAGAAGAAAAUAAUAAUCUCUGAAGGGGAUGCUGUUGCACCAUUAAAAAAAGUCCCUAUGAAAGCAAGAGAUAAACUGAAUAGAAAAAUUGUCACCGUUUCUCAAAGAUCUGUUUCUAAUUCUUCAAUCCAUAACAUACCUUCCAAACUUCAUGACAAUGCCAAGAAAAUCUCUAAAAACAGUGAUAAGCCAGUUUCUCUUCAUAUGUCAAAGAUCUCUACACCAUCACCUGUUCCAACGCUGAAUAGACUACAAGACAAUGUGGAUAGUAGUCUAUUUGUUGCAUAUAAAAAUCUGGUUGUUCAGCGAUCAAUACCUCUCUACAAACCUAAACAAAAUGAUGUAAGAUUUUUUAAGGGAUCUUAUUUUGAUUGUAAGGCAUGUGGUGACAGAUUUGUCUUGGAAACCAGCCUUACAUGUCAUAUGAGAAGAAAGACUUCUAAAUUUUCAUAUAGAUGCCCAGUAUGCAAGAUUCAAUUGUUGUUUGACAAUAGGUGCAUCCUGCUACUGCACAUUAUGUCACAUGAAAUGGAUGCUGAUAAUCUACAUCCAGAAGAUCUACUUUGUUUACCUUUGAGUGAAAAUGAGAAUGAAUGUGAAGCUGUGUUCAGGCAUACGUCAUCUAACUCUUAUAAAUGUCCAGAAUGUUUUGGACCUGUGAUUUCUCUGAAAUUGCACUUCCAGGGAGAAGAGCCGAGUGAUUUUACACCUACAAACAGACCUGCUGCUGAUUGUUCCUUAAAGUGUAAGGAAUGUGCAUAUACUCUACCUACAAAAUGUGCUCUAACUGCUCAUGAAAGAUUUCACAUGAUGAAGCCUCCACAUCUAUGUCCAGACUGUGGAGAGGUUUUCCUCAAUUCUUCAAUUUUACUAAACCAUAUGGAAGAAGAAUGCCUCCAUCAUCUGAAGUGUUCCUUGUUUGAAUGUAGUGAUUGCAAUUUUGAUUUUGCAAUUCUCUCUUCCUUCACAGAUCAUUUUGUUGAAAAACAUCUUCAAAUAUUUUUUGUGUGCCACAUAUGUGGAGAUAAAGUUGAUUCAUUAAAGCAGCUCAACAAGCAUAGGCUUAACAAGCACAAAUUAGCAGAUGUUGCACAAAAUUCUGAGACAGCUAAUCUUUGUACACGAGUGGUAUGUGACAAGUGUCCAGAUCUUAAUAUAAGUCUAGAUAUGCUUCAGGAUCAUGCUGCAUCUCACACAUCAGAUGGUAAAUCUGUUAAAACAGUGUAUCAGUGUGAGAAUUGUAAAAUAAUUUUCUCUUCUAAAACUUUUAUGCUAAAUCACAAAAAAGACUGUCCGCCUAAAGGUGAUAUAAACUGUACUGUUGUCAACCAAAAAAGUGUGUCACAAGAGCUGCUUGUUCAUGCUGUUUCUUCACCAAUGCAUGCAGUUCCUAGAGAUGUUAAUGAUUCAGUACAGAUUUUGCCUCAAAAGCCACAGCCUGCUUUGCUUCCAGGAAAUUCUAGUCCAGGUAAUGAAAUUGAUGUCAGUCCAAACAAUUGUAAAAAACCUCAAUUUAGCAAAGUGAAUCCUCUGCCCAAUAGAUCUCAAGACAUUUUAGUUUCUGAUGUUGGGUUUUCUAAACCCCCAGAAAGUCUGGAGAAAAAAGCUGUCUGCAAACUUUGUAAAAAAGUAGUUUCAGUUGUCCUAGAUACAGCGGCUCUUAAAGAACACUUUUCCACUGAGCACUUAGAUAUCUUCUUGAAUGCAGUGCAUCAAGAGGGUAACAACCGCCUUUCAUUGCAGUCUGUUUCUACAAGAUCCAAAGAAGCAGUAAGUGAAAAGGAUAAAAAAGCUGUAGAGAACUUUUUAAUCUGUUUGAGAAAUAAUGAUUUUACUAUGACUGAAACAAAAAUAGCGAAGAAAAAGGCAGGCAAGGGAUUGCAUUUUAGAAAAUCGUCCUGUGUUGGUAGAACUACACAAGCAAAGGUUAGUAGUUUUGAGUGUUACAAAUGCAUGUUUAAAAGUGAGAAUUCUGAAUCUUUUAAAACCCACAUACUUUCCCAUAAAUCUAAUCCAUCUGACUUGCAGUGUCCACAGUGUGGAUUGUGUUUCAUUGUUCGCCCACCUUUAGAAAAACAUCUAAUUGUAGGUCAUGGAAUUAAGAAUGUUAACAAGUAUUUAAUUGAUCAUGGAUUUCAGGAUCGGACUAGUGACGGUGAAGAAGACCCUGUUGAUGUAGAAAGUUUAGAAUCAGAGGAACUGCAGGAAAAUCAGUGUACUGUAUGUAGACAAAAAUUCGAGACUGCAUUUAUGCUUCAAAAACAUUUUAGAGUGCAUGGUGGAGCAUUUCUCUUAGCCAAAUUAAAAGCCAGACAAUCAAGUCAAUGACACUCUCUCUUUUUUGUUAAUCUUUUAACUUUAACUUGCAUAGUGUGGUUAAAGUUAAAUAAUUUGCAAUUAGAUUUAUUUUUGAGUAAUGUGAUCGAUCAUACUUUAUUUCAUAGAAACUAAUUUCUUCUUGUCAUUUCAGAGACUGUACUUCUGUCCCCUUGUCCACCAUAUAUAUCAUUUCAUAGUAUAAUUGUAUGUUUAUGGGCGCUGUUGGUUACCAUUCGUUUGUAAGAGCCAUAACAUGGUUAAAUUUCUCUUUGAUUACAAUAUUUCUCCAAUUCUUUACUUUGUUGUGUAUUUUAAAAUAUUGACACCAUACCUAUUAGGCCUAUAGGUACUGCACAGUUCCUUGAAACCUUACCUUAGAACUUGUGUUGUAUAUGUUACUAGUUCAAUCGGGAAAAAGGGAAUGCUCUAAGUCAAAAUUUGACGCAGGUAUUAAAUCAGAUUUUUAAAUGUUUCAUUUUUCAUUUGUUUCAAAUUUUGAUUUGGAAUUGUAUUUUGCUGUUAUCAUCAAAAAUAAACCAAAAACAGCUUGUUUA
This is a messenger RNA of Frankliniella occidentalis (western flower thrips), 3795 nucleotides long. RefSeq names its product zinc finger protein 592-like. The record is from RefSeq and is a predicted model, not a curated record. The transcript is spliced from 3 exons. NCBI's taxonomy places the organism in Eukaryota, Metazoa, Arthropoda, Insecta, Thysanoptera, Thripidae. Gene Ontology annotation, molecular function: RNA polymerase II transcription regulatory region sequence-specific DNA binding; DNA-binding transcription factor activity, RNA polymerase II-specific. Gene Ontology annotation, cellular component: nucleus. The coding region runs from base 365 to 3250 and encodes 961 amino acids. Gene Ontology annotation, biological process: regulation of transcription by RNA polymerase II.